CUUAUUAAAUAGAUAUCAAUGAGGAAUUGAGAUUGACAGCUGGAUCAUCUAUAUUCGCAUAAAUGUCGUUUAAAUACUUAACUGUACUUUUUUGGCUCUUGAUAGCAGUUGAACUUCAGAAAUGCGACCAGGUGGCAAAAGAGAUGUACACCGAGCUACUCAGUGAAACUGGGCUUGAUUCUUGUCGCUCUCUGGAUGAUCUGCUGUUAUCACUCGUGAAUAAAUCAAACGAUUUAAAGGAGAACUACACCAGUGUCGAGUCGGUGCCGAACAACCUGUUGAUAUCCGACGAGUAUUUUUCUCAGGAUGCAGUUGACAAAGCUCUGAAAAUUUGUCUAGAUGAAGAAAUAGUGAGCAAAAACAGAGUUUCGUGGAAAACAUGGCUGGUGGGAAGUGCGGUUGUGUUACUCAUCAGUGUGAUCUCGAUGACUGGAGCUCUUCUGAUUCCGUUUAUGAAUGCCAAAAUGUAUCAUUACGUGCUUUCCUUUCUUGUCGCUCUCGCUGUCGGAUCCUUGUCGGGCAGCAGCAUAUUCCACUUGAUUCCUCAGGCGUUCAAUUUGGUGUCACCGGGAGGAGAUCAUGACUACCUGAACAAGGGUGCAAUGGUAGUAGCUGGAAUAUACCUCUUCUUCAUGACGGAACGACUUCUCAAGACCCUCAUGCACUGGAGAAAAAUGCGGAACGAAAACGAUAAAAAGAAUCGCUUCAAGAAUGAGCAUCGGGAUGAAAAUGGGGAGCCGACUUCUCAGGGCUUGCCGCCAAUCUGCUCAGUGCAUGUGCGCAACUAUCAUUACGAGGACAAUUGCUGCAAGGAGCCGACUGUCGUUCUGCGCCCGACUACUAGUCAUAAAAUGAGCGAAAGCGACACCUCUCCCUGCUCUUCUGUAGACGUGGGAGUUGCAGCGGACCCUCAUCUGACAGAGCACAAUGGCACCGACUCCUAUUCGCCCUCUGAUCCCCUGAACGGAGGAAGCGACAUACACAAUAGAAAAAAAAACAAGAAAAACACAGGAGGAUGCAAACAUGGACACCAAGUAGACACCUCGAGGCCUAUUGCUACUGUAGCUUGGAUGGUUAUUUUUGGCGAUGGAAUUCACAACUUCAUUGAUGGCUUAGCAAUUGGUGCUGCCUUCGUGACUAGCACCGUGGCAGGACUGAGUACCUCAGUGGCAGUGAUAUGUGAGGAACUGCCUCACGAACUAGGAGACUUCGCCAUUCUGCUCAAUGCAGGCAUGACCUGGAAACAGGCUCUCUUCUACAACUUCCUCUCCGCCACCAGCUGCUUCGCCGGUCUGUUCGUCGGCAUUCUGCUGGGAGAACUGGCAGAAGCUAGCGGCUGGAUUUUCGGACUAGCUGGAGGAAUGUUCCUCUACAUAUCUCUAGUCGAUAUGAUGCCAGAGAUGUCGGAUGCAGCCAGGGAAGACCCCUCAAACCAGCAGGAGAACUCCCAUGCGCAGUUCCAGAAACUUAGGAGCAGUAGUAGUCACGGCCAUGCAGACACUUCAGAAGUGGACUUCAAACUGAAAGACAAUCAUUCGCGUGAACAUGUGCCAAAGAGUUCACGCGGAGAGGAAGACGAAGGAGCUCCGAGUGUGAAGAUGUUGAUGUUGCAGAGCGGCGGAAUGGUUCUAGGAUGGGUGCUGAUGUUCGUGUUUGCCAAGUACGGCGAAGUGUUCACGAGGCUGUUCUAGCCGAAAUCCCACGAUGAACACAAAGAUGACAAACAGUCUAAUAAACAGACCUGAGCCAAGAACAGAGAGACGAUCAAUGAAAUGAAAUGAAAUGAAGUUAAAUUAAGAUGUGAGUCUUUUUGAACUACUAAAUAAACUCGAUCUAUCGCUUAUUAUAUUGUUGUUUCAAAAGCUAUAAAAACUAAAAAAAAAACAGUAUGUAUGAUAAAAAAAGUAACCUUUUUCCUUCUGAAGUGUGAGUGUGCUUCUGAUAUUUGUUAAAAUCAAAGUAUAAAUUUGUAUAAACUCUUUGAUCGUUCCUUGAUUUGGGCCUAGAUAUAAGACUAAGUACAGUCAGAGUAAUGAGUAGCGCAUUAUUGCACGAGGGUUUUUUAUCCACCGCUUCCAAAGCGAUAAUUGCGAAAAUGAAUGGCUUCCAUUCUCCAUUUUUGCUCCAAAGAUUUGAUUGUGCCAAUUUUUGUUUUCCUUUUUCUGGAGUUUUUCUUGAAUGCGUGCUCAAAGCUGAGACUGCUUAUAAUCGAUGCUAUCAGUUGUUUGUAAAUCUAGUGAUUUAUUGCUUUUGUUUUUGUGUCCACCUUGUAAACUUUUUACAUCAACCUAUACAGCAACGACUUAAAAUCAACUAACGCAUUGGACAACGGUGCACUGUUUUGGGGAGAUCAGAGUUAUAUUUCUGAACCGCAUUCUGAAUCUGGCACAAUAUUUUAAAUAUUUAACAUCUACAACUUAACUAAUGAAUACUUUUUUUCGGCUGUUUUGGCAUUUGAUUACAAACCAUAUCCAGCGCCGUUGUCCUAAAAGCUGCAACAGAAUGAAAUGCAAUUAAGCUAAAUGAAUUAUUAAUCGGAGUUUAAUUCAUCAAUACUUUGAAGGCUCAAAUCUGUGCAGAAAUAAAUUGUAAACAUCCGUGAUGCAAAUAUUAAUUGUUGUGAAUGCGGAAUAUUUUUUUGCACAUAAUAUUUUUUAUUUGUUCAAUCUGGGCUUGUAACCGGUAAUGUUUUUACUCAAAUUGGGUACAAAUUUUAGGA
Molecule: messenger RNA, 2719 nt
Organism: Symsagittifera roscoffensis
Lineage: Eukaryota; Metazoa; Xenacoelomorpha; Acoela; Convolutidae
Product: metal cation symporter ZIP14-like
Exons: 13
Coding region: 63-1691 (542 amino acids)
Biological process (GO): intracellular monoatomic cation homeostasis; zinc ion import across plasma membrane
Cellular component (GO): plasma membrane
Molecular function (GO): zinc ion transmembrane transporter activity; monoatomic cation:bicarbonate symporter activity
Source: RefSeq, a predicted model, not a curated record